AGCAAAAACAAGUUGUAGAACCAAAAGAGAGAGAAACUGACAGUUACCGGCAAAUUUUGACCUUCCAAAACAAAAUCCCCAAAUAUUAGAAAACAGCCACCAAUACCAUACCUUACUCCACCGGCGACGAAAUGAUGAUAGCGUAUUUGGAGCGAUUCUUGCACGAGACUGAACCCGAAUCAAGACAAGACGACGACGUUUCCACCCUAUGUGGCUCUCUAGAAUUACAAGGCACCAUCGAUUUCGACGCCACCGGUUUAGCUGCUAAAGAUUUCGGCGGGACGCACGCCUUCAAGCCGUUGGCCUUCAUUCGACCUUCAAACACGGAUGACGUGGCGAGAGUCGUUAAAGCCGCAGCUCGGUCGUCUAAUCUGACGGUGGCAGCCAGAGGGAACGGGCACUCAAUCAACGGUCAGGCGAUGGCGGACCAUGGUCUCGUCCUAGACAUGCGUUCCACAGAGCGAAACAACUUUGACGUUCGGAGAAUUGAUGGAGCUGUGUAUGUGGAUGUUUCCGGAGGGGCAUUAUGGGAAGAUGUGCUAACAAGGUGCGUUUCUGAGUAUAAUCUAGCUCCUCGGUCAUGGACCGAUUAUCUCGGUUUAACGGUUGGAGGAACCUUGUCUAACGCCGGCGUUAGUGGCCAGGCCUUUCGGUUUGGUCCGCAAUCGUCAAACGUGACAGAGUUAGAUGUCGUUACGGGAAACGGCGACGUAUUGACUUGCUCUAAAUCUGAAAAUCGGGAAUUGUUCUUUGGUGCUCUUGGUGGUCUCGGUCAGUUCGGUAUCAUAACGAGAGCCACUGUUUUGCUACAGCCAGCUCCUGACAUGGUGAGAUGGAUGAGGGUGGUGUAUGCCUAUUUCGACGACUUCACUCGGGACUCUGAGUGGCUUGUGAGUCUACCCGAGGGGGACUCGUUUGAUUACGUGGAAGGUUUUGUCUUUGUGAAUAGUGACGACCCCGUAGAUGGGUGGCCCUCAGUGAAAUUGGACGCCAAGCAGCGGUUCGAUCCAACUCGUCUCCCUCGGAGCGCUGGCUCAGUCCUCUACUGCCUCGAAGUGGCUCUACACUACCGAAACUGUGACCACCCUUCCACUGUCGACCCGAUAGCGAGUACGUUGCUUGAACGGCUAGGAUUUAUCAGGGGCUUGAAGUUCCAGGUGGACAUAAGUUACGUGGAUUUCUUAUUGCGUGUAAAGGGACAAGAAGAGCACGCGAGAGCCAACGGUGUAUGGGACUCUCCGCACCCUUGGUUGAACCUGUUUGUAUCCAAAUCAAACAUUGCAGAGUUUGAUCGUGCGGUGUUCAAGGAGAUUUUGAAGGAUGGUGUUGGUGGGCCCAUACUUGUCUAUCCUCUACUGCGAAGCAAAUGGGACACUCGGACAUCGGUGGUGUUACCUGAAGGAGAAAUCUUCUACCUAGUGGCAUUGCUCCGAUCCACUCCGCCAAACCCUAAACCUCCGUCAAUUGAGAAAUUGGUCGCUCAGAAUCAAGAGAUUGUCCAAUUAUGCUGCAGGAGGGGUUUUGAUUUUAAGUUGUAUCUCCCCCACUACAAAUCACGAGAGGAUUGGAAGCGACAUUUUGGGAAUCAAUGGAGGAGAUUUGUUGACAGAAAAGCCAGUUUUGAUCCUCUGGCCAUACUUGCACCAGGCCAGAAAAUUUUCCCCAGAAGUAAUAUGCCCAUAAGUCCAGACCAAUUGUAAUAAUGCACACUUGGCAGCUCUUUUUAAUUUCGUUGUUAUUAAUGUUUGUGUAUUCAUUUUGCAAUUAGUGGAUAACCAAUAUGUUUCCCCAAAAAAA
Molecule: messenger RNA, 1797 nt
Organism: Tripterygium wilfordii
Lineage: Eukaryota; Viridiplantae; Streptophyta; Magnoliopsida; Celastrales; Celastraceae
Product: cytokinin dehydrogenase 7
Exons: 4
Coding region: 132-1700 (522 amino acids)
Biological process (GO): cytokinin metabolic process
Molecular function (GO): cytokinin dehydrogenase activity; FAD binding
Source: RefSeq, a predicted model, not a curated record